Messenger RNA from Tetrahymena thermophila SB210, 1518 nucleotides. RefSeq names its product acetyl-CoA acyltransferase. The record is from RefSeq and is a predicted model, not a curated record. Gene Ontology annotation, biological process: fatty acid beta-oxidation. The transcript has 5 exons. NCBI's taxonomy places the organism in Eukaryota, Ciliophora, Oligohymenophorea, Hymenostomatida, Tetrahymenidae. Gene Ontology annotation, molecular function: acetyl-CoA C-acetyltransferase activity.
AUGCAAGCUGCAUACAUUGUUGCUGCCAAGAGAACUCCCAUUGGUUCUUUCUUGGGAAAGUUAUCUAACAUUAAGGCUCCUGAAUUAUCUGCUAUUGCAACCAGAGCUGCCUUAGAAUCCAAGAAAAUCGACCCCAAGCACGUCGAUGAAGUUAUUUUGGGUAACGUUAUCGGUGCCGGUCUUGGUUAAAAUCCUGCCAGAUAAGCUUCCCUCGCUGCUGGUAUUAGUGUUUCAGUUCCUUCCUACAGUAUCUAAAAGGUUUGUGCUUCUGGUAUGAAGUCCGUCAUUUUGGGUGCUUAACAAAUUCAACUCGGUUUAUCCAACUGUAUUGUUACUGGUGGUUUUGAAUCUAUGUCAAAUGCUCCCUUCUACGUUUAAAAUUACAGAAAGGGUGCCUCUUAUGGUAACCAAACUUUAAUUGAUGGUUUGGCCAACGACGGUUUAGUUGAUGCCUACAACAAAAUUGCUAUGGGUCUCUGUGCUGAAAAGACUGCAAGCGAUUUCCAAUUAACUCGUGAAUUACAAGACCAUUACUGCAUCACUUCUUACGAAAGAACCCUCAAUGCUAUGAACUCUGGUAAAUUCGCUGACGAAAUCGUUCCUGUUAAGAUCAACGAUAAAGAAACCGUUACUCAAGACGAAGAUCCUUUGAAAUUCAAGAAGGAAAAGAUCCCCGUACUCAAGCCUGCUUUCUCUAAGACUGGUACUAUCACUGCUGCUAAUGCUUCCAAGAUUAAUGAUGGUGCUUGCUCUAUCAUUUUAAUGAGUGAAUAGAAGGUUAAGGAAUUAGGCUUAACUCCUCUCGGUAGAAUUAUUUCUUAUGCUGAUGCCGAAGUUGAUCCUAUUGACUUCUGUAUUGCCCCUGCCAAGUCCAGUCAAAAGGCCCUUGACAGAGCUGGUAUGAAGAUUUCUUAACUCGAAUACUUCGAAUUCAAUGAAGCCUUCUCUGCUACUGCCCUCGCUAACAUGAAAUUACUUGAUAUCGAUAUUUCUAAGAUCAACCUCCACGGUGGUGCUGUUGCCUUAGGUCACCCUGUUGGGUAAUUUAAAAAAUUAUUUUUAACAACAAAUUAAAAUCAAAUUCAUUUAUUUUAAAAGUGUUUCUGGUGCAAGAAUUAUUCAAUCUUUGCUCACUGUCUUGAAGGUUAAUAAGGGUAAAUAUGGUCUUGCUGGUAUCUGCAACGGUGGUGGUGGUGGUUCUUCCAUCAUUAUCGAAAAUCUCUAAUGAUUUAAAAUUUAAUUUAACUGUAUUGUGUAUUCAUAAUUUUAUUUUGCAAACCCUUUUAAAAUUGUAAUAAUUUUAGUUCUCUCAAUCAAUCAAUCAUCACUCUUAUUAUUAUAUCAAUGUUAAAGCAAUUAAUUUUAAAUAUGAAAGCUAUGAUAAAUAUUAAACUGAGAUAAAUUUAUUUUUAUAAAACAAUAUUAAAAUCUAAAUAAAAAUAUGUUAUAAUUUUUACUAAGUUAAUCUUGCAAUAUUUAACAAAAAUUGUAUGUCUUUUUUGGUUAAAUCAAAAUUGA